Messenger RNA from Diabrotica virgifera virgifera (western corn rootworm), 2017 nucleotides. RefSeq lists its product as uncharacterized. The transcript is spliced from 4 exons. Lineage: Eukaryota; Metazoa; Arthropoda; Insecta; Coleoptera; Chrysomelidae. The record is from RefSeq and is a predicted model, not a curated record. Gene Ontology annotation, molecular function: zinc ion binding. The coding region runs from base 351 to 2000 and encodes 549 amino acids.
UCUUAAAAAGGAUAUGUUACUAUCAACAUUCACACAGUGUUGCCAAACUGAAUUUUGUUAUUUUGAGUGUAAAUUUUUUCCACGGAUCUCCGAGGGUACUAUACUAUGAUUGUAACAGAAGUGACCUACAAGAUAAGACCAAUACUUUGUUACUUGCAAUAAUUAAAACUUAUACCUGUCUGUCUUUAGGAUAUAAACCCAACUAUAAAAUUAGGACAGAGAAAGCUGGUGGAUCAAUUAAAAUUAAAGGAGUGUGCCCUUCCAGGCUUAUUUGCAAACUGAGAGACCAAGGACAAGUUUCCGUCAGUUAUUGGAAAACACAUGCUGGACAUAAAGAAGUAUUAAGAACCAUGCAUCUGUCAAAAGCAGAAGAAAAAAUGGUUGUAGAAAAAUUGAUAGCUGGGGUGCCACCCAGUAGAAUUUUAAAAGAUUCAAGAAAGUUGGAAACACCACAACUAGAUGGACUUGCUGUAAUAACAACUCAAGAUCUCACAAAUUUGUCCACAAAGUAUAAUAUACACAAGAAAAGAGAUCAAAAUGAUAUGGUAGCAGCAGCCUUAAAGGUUCAGGAAUGGAAUGCCAACAACAAGAAUUAUGCUUUCUUAUUCAAGAAAGAAGGAGAAGAGCAUGAUGUAUUGAGAAAAGAAGAUUUUGCAGUAGGAUUUAUGAAUGCGGUGAUGGAAGAGAAACUACGACAAUUCCCGAACAUAAUUUGUAUAGAUGGGACACAUGGGACAAAUCAGAAAGGACUGGAUUUGACGAUUAUGCUGGUGAAAGACGAAAGAAAUGCUGGAUUUCCUGUUGCGUUCCUGCUAUCAAACAGACUGGACCAGCAAAUUCAAGAAGUUUUUUUAGAUGCCCUCAAGAAUAAGAUGCAGACAGAAGUUAAUGCGGAAUAUUUCAUGAGUGAUGAUGAUCCUAAAUAUUAUAAUGCAUGGGAGAAGAUAAUGAGACAACAACCAAGGAGACUAUUAUGUACGUGGCAUGUGGUGAAGAACUGGAACAUUAGAGGAAAGAAAAAAUUACAGGAUCCAACUUUGAAGGCGCAAAUGAAAAAUGAACUCAGGCAGAUUAUGCGAGAACCAGAUGAAGAUAAAUUUAAAGAACUAUGCGACAAAUAUGUAUCCAAACUAGAAGAGGCAAAUGAGAUCAAAUUUGUCGCUUAUCUGAAAAAGCGUUACUUGGCUGAAGACAGAAUACAAAUGUGGCCCUAUUGUUACAGAAAAAAUUCUGGGAUUAAUACCAACAUGGCAAUUGAAUCACUCAACAAUCUACUAAAGACGAAUUACCUAAAGAGAAAUGCAGCAGUGAGGAUUGAAAAGCUAUUGGAUACAAUGGAUGAGCUAGUUGAAGCCAAAAUGUGGACGAGGAUAGUGGAUAUAAUACGACCAAGCGCAAAUAAUUAUCAAGACAGGCUUUCAAUAACAGCACACAAACGGGCAGCAUCGAUGAAAGACAAACUAGAAGAACUGGUUAAGGAGACUGCAUAUGGCUAUUAUGAGGUAAAAUCCUUUAAAGGUAUGAAUAUAUUACGUUAUGUAAAUUUUAGACAAGUGUGUGAGAGUGAGUGUAAGACAUUGUUUUGUAGAGUGUGUAAGAUUUGUAUUCACCGUUAUUGGUGUAGUUGUGAUGACUAUGUGGUGAGGAAUACCUUGUGUCAGCAUGUGCACUUGGUAAGAAUGUAUGAGGAGCGUUUGGGCACUAACUCUGUUGUAGAUGAUGCUGCAAGGUGUUUAGAAGAAAUGUCAACUAUCAAAUCAAGGCAUGAGGAGGAAAUUAAUGAAUUUGUCAGAGGGAAGCUAGAACAGACAAAUGUGACCCAGGAAAAAACCAAACGCAGUCUUCAACAGGAAUACCUCAUUAAUGUGUUGAACGGAUUAGAUGACCAAGGUUUUGCCGAAUAUAUGAGAAAAACUCAAGGAAUUCUGGAAGAAGUUAAUAAUAAGGGAAAGAACAUUACGAAGAAGCGAAAAAUGGAGACUCAAGAGUAUUUUCCUUAAAAAAAAAAGAACUGAUU